Molecule: messenger RNA, 582 nt
Organism: Malassezia globosa CBS 7966
Lineage: Eukaryota; Fungi; Basidiomycota; Malasseziomycetes; Malasseziales; Malasseziaceae
Exons: 1
Coding region: 1-582 (193 amino acids)
Cellular component (GO): cytoplasm
Molecular function (GO): protein binding
Source: RefSeq, a predicted model, not a curated record
AUGCGAUGCUUAUACCAUAUAGACCUGUCACAGCCGGGUGUUUCACAACCUGGCGUGCCGCCUGCUUCUCUUACCGAUCAAGGCGUAAUACCUGUGCUGGAGCGACACGGAACGCAUCUUCGUUCGCUCCAUCUCGGCAAGAAUGAAGCUCUGAGUGACGCAACCAUCGAUGCUAUUGGCGCGACGAUUGAGUGUCUUAUCCUGGACUUCUUGGCUCAUGUGCAUGAAUCAACAUGGAUCCGACUCUGGCACAGAUGCACGCAGCUGACCUCGGUGUCUGUCCGUGGCAUUGGCAUGACAGAUGCAUCACUUGAAGCACUCGUGCGGCAUGCACGAUCUCUCCAAGUUCUUAACAUUAACAGCAAUGAUGACUUGACGCCGGCUGCUUUUUACGCGCUCGCUGAAGCGCGUCUGCCUCUAAAGACGCUUGAUGUUGGCUUUGUUCGGUGUGUGGACGAUUCUAUCCUGUCCAUGCUCGCAGAUGCCAUGCCCACGCUCAAGGCGUUGUACGUAUUCGGAUGCCCACGAGUCAAGCACUUCUCGCGUGCCGACAUUACGGUUGUAGGCCGUGAGCAGCGCUAG